Thamnophis sirtalis is the source of this 3267-nucleotide messenger RNA. RefSeq names its product platelet derived growth factor subunit B (gene PDGFB). Gene Ontology annotation, cellular component: membrane. NCBI's taxonomy places the organism in Eukaryota, Metazoa, Chordata, Lepidosauria, Squamata, Natricidae. The record is from RefSeq and is a predicted model, not a curated record. Gene Ontology annotation, biological process: positive regulation of ERK1 and ERK2 cascade; positive regulation of cell migration; positive regulation of cell population proliferation. Gene Ontology annotation, molecular function: platelet-derived growth factor receptor binding; growth factor activity.
UAGCACCUUAUUUUCUUGCAGACUAAAAUUGAGACCCAAACUUGCUCUCUCCUUGGUGCUGUGUCUGCUUCCACCAGAGAGCGGACCUUUUGCUUCCUUGCUGCAACAGAGUGCAAGGAUCAGCGAGAGCAACUGCAGCAAUUCUAGGAGGUUUUGCAAGACUUUACACACACAUUUGCUGCAGCAAGAACCAUUUGCUCACCUGUCUGCAAACAUAACAACUGAAGCCUCAAAACUCUUCCUCAACCAAGGCUACCACUGCUCUUUGGAAAGACGGCUGGCGGGGGAAGCUCAGCCAAAUGAUUCCAAGCAAAGGGCUAGUGUAAGUCAAAUCAGAAAAAAAUGAGAGACUUGAAGAUCUUCAUUCUCCCUGUAUGGUUUUCAAUGGUUGAAGUUUAAUGCUUUGAAGAAACAGUCUAAAUCAUUUUGCUUUUGCCAGCAGACUUUUUUUUAUAUCUUUUAAGAGGACCUGAUUUCAUGUGAACUGCCAAAUCUAGGGAAACCGACCUUGCACUGCACUACUAGGGGUAUGUAGAUGGAAGAGACUGAUUUUGGAUGGCUAAGAUUUUGAUGGGGACAUGACUAAUUUUUUUUUUUUUACAAAUACCUUUUUCUUCUCUACAGAGAAGGCAGACUAGCAAUCAAGUCCCUCUGCUCUGGAACUGUUAAUUUCCCCCCAAGAGUAUAUAUAUAUAUAUAUAUAUUUGGAGAAAGUUUACUGGGACUGAAAUGAGGCAGUGAAGAACUCUACACUUGAUAUACAGUCAAUUACAGUAAGGGCAGAUCCUCAUUCUCAAGACUGCCUGAACUGGGGAAAUCUUAAUUCUUUAUUAUUUUUUUUAAAAAAAGACUCUCCUUCAAUGUGUCUGGAACUUUUGGGGAUUGGAGUCGGCAUGAAUUUUGGACUGCUUUUCGUGUCUCUCUGUUACCUGCCACUCAUCAGCAGUGAGGGAGACCCCAUUCCUGAAGAAAUAUAUGAAUUGCUGCGUGACAGCUCGGUGCGCUCCAUCAGAGACCUCCAGCAGGUCCUGCAGAUAGAAUCCGUAGAUGAAGAUACCUCUAGUUCAUACAUGAAUUUUACCCAGAUGCAUGCUGGUGAAAAUCUUGUUCCUUUGUCCCGUGGAAGACGAAGUUUAGGUGGAGCAGAACCUAUUGAGCCAGCAGUAAUUGCUGAGUGCAAGACACGCUCUGAAGUCUUUGAAAUCUCCCGGAGCAUGGUGGAUUCAACAAAUGCCAAUUUUCUUGUGUGGCCACCCUGUGUAGAAGUGCAACGGUGCACAGGCUGUUGCAAUACCCGAGCAAUGCAAUGUCGUCCCACACAGGUUCGGGUGCGACAUAUCCAGGUAAAUAAGAUUGAAGUUGCUGAAAAGAAGCCAGUCUUUAAUAAAGCAAUUGUAGCCUUAGAAGACCACCUGGCAUGCCGAUGUGAGCCAGUAUCACCCAGGCUUCCCAGUCGGGAAAAUUCACAUGAGCACAGAGGUGAGCCCCCAGUAAGUGCUGUAACUUCUCCUCCAGCAAGGGCAAGAGCACACAGGUUGCUGCCACAAAAGAGGAAGCAUCGAAAGUUCAAACACGUACAUGAUAAAAAAGCACUGAAAGAAAUUUUCCCAGCAUAAAAAUGCUGGCAGGCAGAAGUACAAAUGUCAGGUUUAUUUAAUAUAUUUGCUGUAUAGCCCCCAUGGGGUUAUCAAAAGUUUCUCUCCGUCCAUCUGCCUCAAUGCCCUUUUGGACGGCCAACGGUGCUUCCCAAUUCCUCAUUCGCUGAAUGUUUUCUCACCAAAGUUUGCCAUUUAAGUUCAUAGUGGCAUUAUGUCCACCUCUUGAAGAAGAAAAAAAAGGAGAGAGGAAAUAAAGAGCAAAACGACAGCAAUGGGCAUGGACAAUGUGCUUUUUGCUGCAACAAAUGCUAUCGAAAUGUUGCAAGACUUGUGGCUCAAAUGCAUUUUGCAAGUGGUGGGUUUGAGGAAAACAGGAAUAUAACAAGGUUAUUUUUUCCUUUUUUUUCCCCUUGCCCCAUCUUGGACUUAACUGGACUCAGGUUGUUUACUGUGGCAGUGGGCAUGUCAAGAGAGUCAGUAUGGCAAACCGUGACAGCAGAUGCACUAAGGACUUUUACUGUCAUGUUUCCACUGAUACGUUUAAUGUCUUCGUGUAUAUUUCAUUUUUCAUACCAUGCCUUGGGGAACUGAAGCAAUCAAUACUAAAUACCCAUUCCUGACCCUUUUUGGAAACAGGCUGGGAGCAAUUAUGUUGGGAGUCCAUCUUACCCAUCCCCAUUCAAAGCUUCCUCAUGGGUCAAAGAAAUAAUUUCUGAAAGUGAUGUUAAGAAAGACUUGGCUCCUCCUGUCAAUUGAGUUUAGAGAUGUUUCUGCUAAUAAAUUUACAUCGGGGAAAGUAAGAGUUGCGACUCAUGGACAAAUUGGGGCUUCUAGCACCACUGUUGGGCUAUUUUUGCAACCACUGCCUCCGUAGUUGCUAGAAUAAAGCAUUGCUUUUUAGUAAACAGGGCCACAGCAAUGUUCCAGCAUGUUGUUUUAAGAUUAGGCAGUAUACACAGGCAAUCAGCAUCAGCAUCUCAAUAAAUGAUCUCAAGUGCCAGUGGAGGUAAAGAGGUCUCUGCUUAGGACCAUAAAAACUCUUGCUACUCCAGGUAAAUAGCAGCUAUUUCAACCAAUAAUUGUUAAAAUACAGGUAUAUAGCAUCAGCCUUCAUUUGUAGGUCAUUUUUUCCUCUAGCAGUCAUUUUGGCCCAGAUGCAGUCUUAUACAGGGGCGUAGGUGGAGUUGGGUAAAGAGUCAGAAGUUUAAAAAAAAUAAAGAUGGCAGUUGCCCUUGCCAUCUUGACCCUACCCCAAUCCUGGACACCCCAAGUCUUACAGCACUAAUCUCAGGUUAAUAUCUUCCAAAUUAUAAAAACCAAGCUGUGUAAAAUCUUAGAAAAGCCAUACAAUGCUGCACAAUGUAUUGAAUAUAUAAAAGUUAAGUGGUGCUGAAUAUCAUUACACAAAGUGCUGCUGGCCCCAUCCCAGUCCAAUUAGUAAUAUCUGAUGGACAUGGCAGACUUAUCUCUCUUUGGGUCUCCAGCUUGGGAUUUACUCUAUUUGAAAAGGUGAUAAAUAAGUUGUUCCCUGUCACUAAAUGCAAAAUUCACUGUGUCUUCUGUCAAGACAGUAGCCUUCCUUCCAGGAAUCAGUGAGUAAAAACAAUAAAAGUUAUUCACUUUAUCAAAAAGAAAGAAAAGAAAAGAAAGAGAAAGAAAGAAAGAAGAA